Messenger RNA from Phytophthora infestans T30-4, 701 nucleotides. RefSeq lists its product as uncharacterized. The transcript is spliced from 2 exons. The record is from RefSeq and is a predicted model, not a curated record. Lineage: Eukaryota; Oomycota; Peronosporomycetes; Peronosporales; Peronosporaceae. Bases 105 to 701 code for a protein of 198 amino acids.
CACACCCCUGCUGGCGUCUGUAGCGUUGCAAACUCAAAGCCACACUCGACCGACCAUCCUGAGGGUUUACGCCAACGUCGUGGCGACGUAGCGCAGUCGACAGCAUGCCGAACGUCGAGGACGCGGACGUUCCGCUCCUCCAGAGCAACUCGCGCCGCCAGCGCGCACCACUCGCCAAGAGCGACCUGCCAAUCAUGACCGACAUGGACGAAUACAUUUGCUAUGGCGACCGCGUCGCCUUCCUGUGCGAGGGGCAGCUCCUCGCGCUCACCCACAAAUUCAACUUAACAUACCAGCAGAUGGCGCUUUUGGCCGCCUCCACACUCGCCACAGGCGGACUCAUGGGCAUCGCCGGCUUCUUUGUGUGGCGUAAGGGACUUUUCCGUAAACGUUACGCAGCGCUCUUCGGUGCCGAGAUCUACAACGAGGACGAUCUCAUCGGCUCCGAGGACCCAUCGGUUGUGACGCUAGACAACGUCCCUCUAUUAGGCGGAGAUAGAGACAUUCGCAGCAAAACCCAGUCAACUUUAACCUCCAGUCGCAUCACCGCAACUAGCGGCGUGGCAGGAGAGCCCGACGAUCCUGUCGGAGGAUCCAAAGCUGCCCACGGGUCGGUGGCCUUUCGACUGUUCGAGUUCGACCCAAAGAAGCAACAACUCGUCUUCUCAAGUGUGACGGGGUCACACAGCACCCUGCGCUAG